Arachis stenosperma is the source of this 3380-nucleotide messenger RNA. Its product is annotated as probable LRR receptor-like serine/threonine-protein kinase At1g67720. The transcript has 16 exons. Gene Ontology annotation, molecular function: ATP binding; protein binding; protein kinase activity. The record is from RefSeq and is a predicted model, not a curated record. Bases 175 to 2982 code for a protein of 935 amino acids. Lineage: Eukaryota; Viridiplantae; Streptophyta; Magnoliopsida; Fabales; Fabaceae. Gene Ontology annotation, biological process: protein phosphorylation.
AAAUAAAUAAAAUUAAAGGGAGUGAAAGACUUGAAAGUUAAGUGGGAAAGAAAAGGAAGAGCCGGUUGGGACUUGAAGAUGCUGAACACAAUCAACACAUCAAAGCAGCAGUUAAUUUCAUCAAUGACCCAAAAUUCUUGAUGCAAAAUCUUUUAGCUUCCUCUUCCUACUUCAAUGGCUUCAUUUUCUCUCUUCUUUCUUUUUACACUUCUUCUACUACCACCGUAUUCUCUUUGCCAACUUCAAGAAUUUGUGAGCAUUGACUGUGGUGGAACAAGCUACUACAAUGAUUCAACAACAGGGUUGCCAUGGAUUCCGGAUUCUGAGAUCAUGAAACAUGGCAAAGCUGUGGAAGUUCAAAACCCAAAUGGUGGCAGCAAUAUGAUUCCUCUUCAGUACAAGACAAGGAGGGACUUUCCAAUAGACAGCAGAAAGUACUGUUACACACUGAAAACUGAGGAGAGGAGAAGGUACCUUGUCAGAGCAAGUUUUCAGUAUGGGAACUUGGGAGAUGGAGACACAUACCCUCAAUUUCUGCUCUUCUUGGAUGCAACAAAAUGGGCCACUGUGUCAGUCUAUGAUGCAUCAAGGGUCUAUGUGAAGGAGAUGAUUUUCAGAGCACCCUCGGACUCUGUUGAUGUUUGCAUGUGUUGUGCCACCACUGGCUCUCCAUUCAUAUCCACACUGGAGCUUAGGCCCUUGAAUGUGUCAAUGUAUGCCACGGACUUCGAGGAUGAUUUCUUCUUGAAAGUGGCUGCAAGGAUUAACUUUGGUGCUACUAGUGAGCAUGCUGUCAGGUAUCCAGAUGAUCCAUAUGAUAGAAUCUGGGAUUCGGAUCUCAUUAAAAGACAAAAUUUUCUUGUUGGGGUGGCCCCAGGCACAAUUAGAAUUAACACAACAAAGAACAUAAAUAUACAGACAAGGGAAUACCCUCCUGUUAAAGUGAUGCAAACCGCGGUUGUAGGCACAAAACGGGUACUCAGCUACAGAUUGAACCUUGAAGACUUCCCUGCCAACGCUAGAGCUUACGCAUAUUUUGCGGAGAUCCAAGAUCUCGGUAAGAACGAGACCCGAAAAUUCAAAUUGGAGCAACCUUAUAUACCUGACUAUAGCAAUGCAGUGGUUAACAUAGCUGAGAAUGCAAAUGGUAGCUACACUCUAUAUGAACCAAGUUAUAUGAAUGUGAGUCUGGAUUUUGUUCUUUCCUUCUCCUUUGCUAAGACCAGGGAUUCUACUCAAGGACCUCUUCUAAAUGCAAUGGAAAUAAGCAAAUAUGUUGAAAUCGCUUCCAAAACUGACAAAGAAGAUGUAAAUGUAAUAAAUGUGUUUCGCUACUUGUCUUCCGAUACUGACCCAAAUAAUGGGGAUCCCUGUGUUCCAACACCCUGGGAGUCGGUUAAUUGUAGUGCAACAACCCCUCCAAGAAUCACAAAGAUAAACCUGUCAAGAAGGAAUGUGAAAGGUGAAAUUCCACAAGAGCUCAACAACAUGGAAGCAUUGACAGAGUUGUGGUUAGAUGGUAACUUGCUUACAGGAACACUACCUGACAUGAGCAAUCUUAUCAAUCUAAACAUUGUGCAUUUAGAGAACAACAAAUUGACUGGUCCAUUACCGUCUUACUUGGGUAGUUUGCCAAAUUUGCAAGUACUGUUUAUACAGAAUAACUCAUUUAGCGGAGAAAUACCAACAGGACUAUUAUCUGGAAAAAUCAUUUUCAACUAUGAUAAUAAUCCUGAACUACAUAGAGGGAACAAGAAGCAUUUUCAGUUGAUACUAGGAGCUUCAAUUGGAAUACUAGUAAUAUUAUUACUAUUAUUCUUAACAAGUCUUCUGCUAAUGCAUAAUGCACGGAGAAAGGCGUCUAAACAGAAAUGUGAUGAAAAAGGGAUUUCCAGAGGUAGUACAAAGCCAUUGACCGGAUACUCAUUCGGUAAGGGUGGGACUUUAAUGGAUGAGGGUACUGCUUACUAUAUUUCACUUUCGGAGUUGAAAGAAGCUACUAAUAACUUUUCGAGGAAAAUCGGGAAAGGAAGCUUUGGAUCUGUCUACUAUGGGAGAAUGAAAGAUGGAAAGGAGAUUGCGGUUAAGACUAUGACUGAUCCAUCCAGCCAUGGGAACCAACAAUUUGUGACUGAGGUAGCUCUCCUCUCAAGAAUUCAUCACAGAAACUUGGUUCCUUUGAUUGGAUAUUGUGAAGAAGAAUAUCAGAAUAUUCUUGUUUACGAGUACAUGCACAAUGGCACAUUAAGGGAUCACCUUCAUGAAGGUUCGAGUCAGAAACAAUUAGACUGGUUAGCACGGCUUCGGAUUGCAGAAGAUGCAGCGAAAGGCCUUGAAUACUUGCACACAGGAUGCAAUCCUAGUAUUAUUCACCGAGAUGUAAAGACGAGCAAUAUUCUCCUCGACAUCAAUAUGAGAGCGAAAGUGUCAGAUUUUGGACUAUCAAGGUUAGCUGAAGAAGAUUUGACUCAUAUAUCAAGUGUUGCAAGAGGAACUGUAGGCUACCUGGAUCCUGAGUACUAUGCAAGUCAACAAUUAACCGAAAAGAGUGACGUAUAUAGUUUUGGAGUUGUUAUGCUGGAAUUGAUAUCUGGAAGAAAGCCGGUAUCACCAGAAGAUUAUGGUCCUGAAAUGAAUAUAGUUCAUUGGGCAAGAUCCUUAAUCCAAAAAGGCGACGUGGUAAGCAUCAUGGAUCCAUCCCUGGUUGGGAAUGUCAAGACCGAGUCGGUUUGGAGGGUUGCUGAAAUUGCCAUGCAAUGUGUGGAGCAACAUGGUUUCUCCAGACCAAGAAUGCAAGAAGUGAUUUUAGCCAUACAAGAUGCCUCCAGGAUUGAGAAAGGUUCAUCAGAAAAUCACCUAAAAUUAUCAUCUUUAUCUUCAGGUAGCUCAAAACCACAAUCUUCAAGGAAAACAUUACUUACAAGUUUUCUUGAAAUUGAAACCCCUGACUUGUCACAAGGUUGUCUCCCAUCAGCAAGAUAAACAUCUUUUCUAAGGAGAAAGUUUAUGCUAUGACCUUAACCAGAAAUCUUGGACUAUGCAAAAACUCAAAAGGAGAAAGUUUUGCACCCCAAGUAAUCUUACCCAACUUGAUUGGAGGAUAAUUUGGUUUUGACCAAAAAAGAUGAUGUUAAGGUAUAAUUUAGUCAAGUGUUGUAUUGCACUGCUUACUAUGUUUAUAUCAUAGUGAAACUCACUGGCUAGUGGCUAGUGAUAUAUGAUGAUACCUUUAAAUCUUAUAACCAAUGAAAUUGUAAUAUUCUACCUUCUUUAUCUGUAUUUGGCAAUUUUUCAUGUAUUAAAUGGGUUAUUCUGAUUAAUUAGCCUACUUGUAAACUGGAAAAUGAAUAAGGGUAUAUUUUUCGGUAUAAUAUUAUUUU